Messenger RNA from Rotaria sordida, 471 nucleotides. Lineage: Eukaryota; Metazoa; Rotifera; Eurotatoria; Philodinida; Philodinidae. The record is from the annotation of a GenBank genome assembly.
AUGUACUCUGGAAGUUGUUCCAAACCGAAAGGUAAAUGUAGUCAUGGUGGUCUACUUGAUAUGAUAACUCAAACAGAUGCUAUAGAUUUUGGUAUUAAUAAAGAUAAUGGAAAUUCUGACCAUGGAUCAUUUCAUACUCUUGCAACUAAAAUUUCAAGUGUAGGCAAUGAUACUUUUGGUCGAUUCUUAGAUUUUCAUUCAACUAGUUUUGUUAUUGUAAUUGAUACCACAGGCAAAAUUUCGAAUACAUCAACUGUAGCAAUAUGUCAUACAACAUUAAGUCAACGAAUUAAACGCGAGUCAAAUAAUGCUUAUAGACCCUUACUUAUUGCAUCUACUAUCAAUCAAUCAGAUCUUGUAUUAGUAAUAUCAUACAACAAUCUUCGAUCUUCUAUUCAAUCGGCUACUAUUGAAUUAGUUAAUAAACACGGUGAAAAAUAUAUUCGUUUUGCAGGCAUCGAAUAUCACUAA